AUGAGGACCAACCCCCCUCCAUUUGCUCCGGUCACCAAGCCACCAAGAGCCAUUGUGGCUCUUGCGCUGGCGAUUGUGAAGAACAAGCCAGCUGGCACCUCGGUCAAGGAUUACAUCCUUGACCUCCGAAAGUCUAUCAGAAAAUCGGAGGCCAGCAAGCCGAUUCUCACCAACCUCUUCUUUGACAGUGUAGAACACUGGCAGAGGGCAUAUAGGAAGGCCGAGGGAGAGCAAAUCAAGCUGCACAACACAAUCUUCGAGUUGAAGCAGCAGAAUGAGGCUCUCGUUUCCAAAAUCAACGCGGCAACUCCACCUGCAAAGCGUAAAGCUUUCAGUGAUGCUGAGAAUGAGCCUGAAAUUGGCAGGAAGCGACAGAAGACUCGCAAUCUUCGGACCCAGUCGCAGCUAGACAUCGCGAGUCAAGAUCAAGAUGCCAACCAUGAGCAGGAAACCCAGCAAGGCAUCUCCUUCUUGAGACGUAUCUUUACCCUCCAAAGGACACUGCAGGCAAAGCGUCGUAAGACCAAGACUCUUGCUGUCGACGCGGUCAUUGCGUGCAAAGAGGCAGAGCAGGGUCUUUUGACCGCGAUCCAUGCGGAGGUCACUCCGCCAGCUCCACCGAAGCCUUUCCGGAGCUUGAAGGACAAGAACAAGGGGCCCAAUUUUGUAGCCGUCGUGAACGCCGUUGAAUUGACUUUCAAACUUGUCCACCAGGCCCUUCACAAGAUUCCCGAAGCAGCAGACGAUGGCCAGUCUCAACCCAAGGUUGUCUACUACUUGGUGUGUAUCUUCGAGUCUACCAUGACUGGACUUGCCCAAUAUUGCACUGCGGCAUCCAAAGAGAGUACCGCAGGCAACGGGCCCACGGGCACCACCAGGGCCAAGCCGCAACUGAAGAAGAAAGCAGGGCUCUGGGCUAGAGGCAAGACCAGCGCCAAGCAGGACACAGCUCAGGUGCUUGUUGACUUACUCUGCAAGAUGGCUCUUUCAUUAGACUUGGGUCAAUCUUGCGACCAGCAGGUUAUGGAAGGUUUCCUCCACACCGUACUCGACCGGCUGGGAAAGAUGCUCGCCCUCUUCACCUUCAACGACAUACAGCUACCAACAAAUCUAAACGCAGGUCUGCGACCCCCAGAAGGCCUUACAGCGAUGAGGGAGGCAGAUAUGUCACGAGAGACCGCUCAGUUGGAGGCAGAAAAGCUCAUUUCCUUCCUCGACAGAGUUUUGAAAGAUGAAACUUUGUUCCCUUUAGCCGGUCCUGCUUCCAGCGGCCAACCUCAUUUCAAUCUCAAGGUCCAGGUGGCAAUGAAGAAGACUUUACUUCAGGCAGUUUUCGGAAAAGAGGAUCCUCUCUUCCAAGGGGGCUUGGAGCGACCUGAAACUCCGCCUCCAGCUGAUUGUUGGGCACCUCCAAACCUACGACUGGAUUUUACUGAAUGGUUUGCAGGAGAGCUAUGGCGCCUGAUUGGCUGGGAGAUACUAGAUCCCACCAGAGUCUCUCACCCGUGA
Molecule: messenger RNA, 1509 nt
Organism: Penicillium brasilianum
Lineage: Eukaryota; Fungi; Ascomycota; Eurotiomycetes; Eurotiales; Aspergillaceae
Source: the annotation of a GenBank genome assembly